AUGGCUAAAAGGACUCUAGGUUUGGGGAAACAAAACAAAGGCUUGAAAAAGCAGAAAAAGGCAGAAGCUGGCAUUGGCACUGACGCCGCUACUCCAACUCCAGAAACCACACCCGCUGCCAAUCAAAUAACCGUCGAGGUAGAGGAAAAUGUGGAUCCAGAUAAUGAGCUAGUGCAGCUUCGUGGUCUCUGGGACACUUAUUUCAAAUCUGAUAGAAGCGAUGAGCUCGUACUCAACGGGAUCGUACACGAAUGCGACCGUCUUCUUCGUGAAAACGAAACCAGCGAAUCUAGCAGUGAGAAAGAUGGAAAGUCAACGUCGCUGACUCUCACAGACGAAUUCUACGCCAUUUUCGCGUUGGCGUUGAGUGAAUUGACAAUUUUCAAAGCCGGUGAAGAAGAAGAAGGAGAUGCAAACGAACAACAGACUGAAAAAAAUGCUAAGGCCGUAUCGGAAUUCUUCGACGCAGCGCUCGAACGCUGUGUGAGUCAUCUAGAAAAAGAACCAGAAUCGUCUCUUUUGCAGCUAGUGAAAGCCAAGAUUACGCUGCAGAGAAUCCCGCUCCAGUAUAUUUCCAAACUGACCGUUACAGACAAAAAUGCAUCAAAGUUGAAGUUGCACGAAUUGCUAGAGCAGGCGAAGCAGGAUCUCAAAGUCGACGUGAAUUAUCCAGAACUGGCGCUCGAAGUUCUGCAGCAGUUUGAUGAUUUACUAGACAUUGUGGAAAAUUUCGGUCACGAGGACGACAUAGAUGAAGGGCUGGAUAGUGACGCUGAGGACGAACUAGAAGAAGUACAAUUGUCGACCAAGCAUCCUCUUUAUCAGAUACGCAAAGAGUUGGCUGAGAAUUACGCAUUCUUACGCAAACAGUUGAAGUCGCUACUAAAGCUCGUCCCGCAAGGCACAAAACUUCAUCGUUCGAUCUCCAGAAGGUUGGGCCAGCUACAUCUCACAGCAGCUGAGAAGCCAUCCCAGGUUUUCUUGCAUUUAACUUACGAAAACGAUGAAGACGAAAAGGAAAUUGAUGGGCUAAGUGCACCAGUGGCCCAGACGGAAGCACUCAAUUUCGUCACCGAUGCUGUAAAGUAUCUCGAACACGCAAGUGAAGACGAUGAACCCCAGACCUGGGUUGAUGUCGCCGAAGCUCUUACCGAUGCUGGAAAUUUAUACGAUGCAGACUCUAAAGAACAAGAGCAGUGCUAUGCAAAGGCCGAAAAGCUCUUGAGAAAGGCAAACAAGGCUACGCAUGGGAAGUAUCAGGAUAUUCUGGAUAAUUUGCUUGCUUCGAAAGAGGAUGAUUAG
This is a messenger RNA of Lachancea lanzarotensis, 1302 nucleotides long. RefSeq names its product LALA0S01e17216g1_1 (gene ETT1). The record is from RefSeq and is a predicted model, not a curated record. Gene Ontology annotation, molecular function: protein binding. Gene Ontology annotation, cellular component: nucleus. The coding region runs from base 1 to 1302 and encodes 433 amino acids. Lineage: Eukaryota; Fungi; Ascomycota; Saccharomycetes; Saccharomycetales; Saccharomycetaceae. Gene Ontology annotation, biological process: positive regulation of SREBP signaling pathway; translational termination; positive regulation of cellular response to hypoxia. The transcript has a single exon.